Molecule: messenger RNA, 1372 nt
Organism: Myripristis murdjan (pinecone soldierfish)
Lineage: Eukaryota; Metazoa; Chordata; Actinopteri; Holocentriformes; Holocentridae
Gene: aspdh
Product: aspartate dehydrogenase domain containing
Exons: 9
Coding region: 273-1109 (278 amino acids)
Biological process (GO): NAD+ biosynthetic process
Molecular function (GO): NADP binding; L-aspartate dehydrogenase [NAD(P)+] activity
Source: RefSeq, a predicted model, not a curated record
CUACUUUGGAAAAAAGUGAAACGUGCCUACAAUCUCAAAACUAGAGCAGCUUUGGAAAAUCCUAGCAGUGUAUUAUAAUAAAGAUGUUGAAAUUCUGCCUGUAAGAGUGUUUGACUCAAAUGAAACAGGAAGAUCGGAGAACUAAUGAUUAACUCAGUCCUGUCUGUCUCAAACUUUGUACCGUGUGUUCCCAUAAUCCCUUGAGCUACGGGCCUGAAGGUGUGCUUGGAGCUGGGAGACGCAGCUCCGGAGGGGUGGGAGACUCAUCGGCCAUGGCUACCAACUCGUCUGCCUUAAGGAUUGGAAUUGUGGGAUACGGGCAUCUAGGGCAGUACCUGGUGGAGAGGAUCCUUAAAGAAGGAGCUGGUUCGGGUCUAACUCUCGCCUUCGUGUGGAACAGAAACACUGACAAGCUCAAAGGUUCAGUUCCUGAUGAGCUCGUUCUCGGUGAUUUAUCAGCCUUUGCAGACAGGCAGUGUGAUGUGAUUGUAGAGGUGUGCCAUCCUCAGAUAGUAAAGGACUUUGGGCUCCGUUUCCUCUCUCGGUCGCAUUUUAUGGUGGGCUCCCCCUCCGCCCUCUCUGAUCCUGAUCUGAACCAGGCGCUGUGUCAGGCCGCCAAGCAGCACGGCAGGACGCUCUAUGUCCCCAGUGGUGCAUUGUGGGGAGGCCACGACAUCCAGAGACUGAAUGAUAGUGGAGCCCUAAAGGCUUUGUUCAUAAGGAUGUCCAAACAUCCAUCCUGCUUCCGGCUGACAGGAGACACGCUCUCUGACUGGACAGAGGGAGAGGGGAGGCGUGUUUUAUUCAGCGGCUCGGUGGCAGAGCUGUGCCCUCUCGCCCCCAACAACGUGAACACCAUGGCAGCAGCGGCGGUGGCAGCAGGGACGCUCGGCUUCUCUGGUGUUAGAGGAGAGAUUGUGUCUGACACAGCGCUGAGUGACUACCAUGUGGUGGAGGUGGAGGUGACCGGGGCCAACGGCUUUUCAGUCCACACCGUGAGGAGGAAUCCAGCCAAACUGGGCGCUGUAACGGGCAGCGCCACUUACAACUCCUUCUGGCAUAGUUUACUAGUUUGCAAAGGCCACGGCGGGCGAGUGUACUUGUGCUGAAGGAGGUGAAAACUCAGGAAGAUUUACAAAUGCACAACCCAAAAUCAGGGAUGGUAGUUACUGAGUUACUGACAAUAUUUUUUCCAACACACCUUUGUUCCACUGCUCAGAGAACCAAUAAAGAUGAUCCACUGCAGGUUUCCACAUAAAUAAGAAGGUGUGUACUUUGAACAUGGUGUUACUUGGGCUGUAUUUUCUCAGUAUUUGGAGCAUUUGAAUACACAGAAACCUUUGCUUCUUUGUGUGGCAAUAAAUGGCAUCCA